AUGGUUCAGCCAGGGACGUCACAGUCCUCCUGGGUGGACUUCAUCAAACACCCUUUCGUGGGCACCUUCACCUUUUUCUAUCUCCUGUUUCAAGCGGUUCUCAACUGGUUCUUUGCUCCUGCCCCUCCGCCACCCGCUUCACUCGUCAAUGGCCUUCCCAAGAAGCGAGUGGCUGUCAUUGGUGCUGGGUUAACGGGCGUGUCCGCCGCAGCUCACUGUGUUGGUCAUGGAUUCGACGUGCAGAUCUUCGAGGCGCGUUCCAAGGCGAAGGGAUUGGGCGGUAUCUGGAGUAGGGUGAACUCCACGUCCUCCUUGCAGAUUCAUAGUAUCAUGUACCGAUUCCAUCCGUCGGUGAAAUACGAUAAUGCGUAUCCGACGCAGGGAGAGAUUCGUGAGCAAAUUGUAGACGUGUGGAAGCGCUAUGGCCUGCAGAAACAUACGGCAUUCGAAACCCCCGUGACCUCCGUGAAGCAGGCCAAGGAUGGCAAAUGGAUUAUCAAUGAUGACGAAGAGAAAUACGGCCGCUUUGAUGGCGUGGUGGCAUCGGUAGGUGUCUGUGGAGACCCGAAGAUGCCGCCGUUGCCCGACCAGGAGCAGUUUAAAGGUAAUAUCUAUCACUCGUCGGAACUGGAUGGCAAGGAUGUCGAAGGGAAAAAGGUGCUCAUCAUCGGCGGCGGUGCCAGCGCCAUUGAGGCCCUGGAGUUUGCGGUUCAGUCAAAAGCGGCGGAAAUCGAUGUCCUGUCGCGGUCGGAUAAGUGGAUCAUCCCCCGGAACGUGCUGGUGCAGUCCUUGUUGGCGUUGAACAUCUUUGGAAUGGAGACAUCCUUUUCGUGGAUCCCGGAAUGGUUCCUGCACAAGUUCUUCUAUCGGGAUUUGCAGGAUAUUGCACCCUCGGGCGGCCUUUUCACGACAACGCCGAUGGCGAACUCGGAGCUCUUCGACAAGAUUCGGGAGGGUAAGGCGCGAUGGCUGCGCGGCGAUAUUGUCUCCGUGAAGGAGAACGGGAUCCUUUUCAAUCGCCGCGCCAGAAAGGUGCCCAAGGGCGGUCCGGGCCAUGAGUCGGUCGUCACGGGAGAUGUUAUUAUCAUGGCGACCGGCUUUAAGCGUCCGUCACUAUCCUUCUUGCCUGACGAUGCGUUCGAAGAGCCGUAUACUCCACCUAGCUGGUAUUUGCAGGUGUUUCCCCCGAAGUACCCCGAGAUUUGCGCCAACAAUAGCACUUAUGUGGACGCUAUUGGAACCGUGGGCAAUAUGCAUAUUGGCAUCUACACGCGCUUUUUGCUCAUGUUCUUGACGGAUCCCUUGACGCAACCCACGGAGGGUCGCAUGAAGACUUGGAUCGACUUCACCCGCUUUGUGAAACAACAUUCCCCGACCAACGCAUUCGACUUCUUCACGUACUCCGAAUUGAUCUACUGGUUUGUGUUUGUGAUCCUGGUCAACCCAUUCCGGUGGAAGUGGGCACCGUUCGUGCUGUUCGGUGUUGGCCGAGCGCUCCCAAUGGGGGUGGUCAGGCAAGAAGAGUCGUUCCGCAAGCAGUUGAAGCAACAGCGCUAA
Molecule: messenger RNA, 1557 nt
Organism: Aspergillus oryzae RIB40
Lineage: Eukaryota; Fungi; Ascomycota; Eurotiomycetes; Eurotiales; Aspergillaceae
Product: flavin-containing monooxygenase
Exons: 2
Coding region: 1-1557 (518 amino acids)
Molecular function (GO): N,N-dimethylaniline monooxygenase activity; NADP binding; flavin adenine dinucleotide binding
Source: RefSeq, a predicted model, not a curated record